Messenger RNA from Scylla paramamosain (green mud crab), 462 nucleotides. Its product is annotated as oligosaccharyltransferase complex subunit OSTC-like. The coding region runs from base 7 to 462 and encodes 151 amino acids. The transcript has 3 exons. The record is from RefSeq and is a predicted model, not a curated record. NCBI's taxonomy places the organism in Eukaryota, Metazoa, Arthropoda, Malacostraca, Decapoda, Portunidae. Gene Ontology annotation, cellular component: oligosaccharyltransferase complex.
GUCAAGAUGCUGGAUUUUGUGUACGGUCUUCCCUUCCUUGUGCUUGAAUUGCCGCGGCUUAAAUUGAAGAGGCCAUCAUGGGUCACAGUGCCUUCCCCCAUGACGGUGUUCGCCUUCAUCCUCCUGUCUUACUUCUUGGUGACUGGAGGCAUCAUCUAUGAUGUGAUUGUGGAGCCUCCCAGCGUCGGCUCCACCACAGAUGAACACGGACACUCCUCGUCCACUACCUCCCACUUCCAGGUCGCCUUCAUGGCCUACCGCGUGAAUGGCCAGUACAUCAUGGAGGGCCUGGCGUCCUCCUUCAUGUUUGCUCUGGGUGGCAUUGGCUUCAUUGUGCUAGACCAGACACACUCGCCCUCCACGCCAAAGCUGAACCGUAUCCUCCUUAUCAUCAUUGGGUUUGCCUGCAUCAUCAUCUCUGCCAUUGCCUGCUAUGCCUUCAUGAAGAUUAAGCUGCCGUGA